UUUCCUGGUAGUACUGUAUGUUAAUUUGGAAGCCAUUUCAUUGAAUAACGGGAUAGUAUAAGGGGACCUUAAGCACUAGAUAUCCGACAAAAUCGGGUCAAUGUCCAAUUUCUGACUGAAUUUGUAUUUUUCACAGUGAAUAUUGAGAUAUGAAAAUCUUUUACCAGAUAAUCUACUGGAAGAUUGAUAGAUGUUUAAGGCUUGAGACCCAAAGGAAACCGUUUUCUGCCUGGUUGAUUGACAGGUGCAACAGCCAGUUAGAAUUUAACUAACGGAAACACGCCGUCCAAUAGUUAUUUCAUGAAGGGGCAGGAUUACUUUACAAUGACCGACGACAAGGAAAGUAUAAUAAUUGCCGACAGCACAUUUUAAACCUACCUGGUGCAAAUAUUAUGUAUUUGGAAAAUUUCCUUUUGAAUUGCUAUUUUCGGAAUUAUCGUUUUCUUAUAUUUGUUUUUUUAUCGAGUAUUUCUACCAGUUUUUUAAACGUCUUUAGAUACAGGAUAAAUAAUUAUCAUUAAGUACCGAUUCCAGAGUGAAGACGGAUGAAAGGAGGGCUGAGCCUCAUUCAGAAGGAAGGGGGAAGAUGAAUAGGAGACAUGAAGUAUGUAAGGAUGAAUUGCCCUGUGCGACUCAGCAUCCUAUUGUGUGGUUCCACAGCUACAUGCAUGGUGGUACGUCCAGCUUGCUAUCCACCGUAACAACAUUAGUCACAUUUCCUGUUUACAAGACCGUAUUCCGCCAGCAGAUACACAGCACCCUCGUUCGUGAAGCCAUUGCUCAGCUUUAUAGGGAAGGCCCAUGGAAGCUCUACAGAGGGGUGGUGCCUCCACUGCUGGUGAAGACACUGCAGGGGACACUGUUGUUCGGCCUCCAAGACACAUUCAUGCACCAACUCUCAGAUGUGCACUUCAUCUCCCCACUCCUCUUGCCAGCUUUUGCAGGCCUUGGUGUAGGUGUGGUGGAGGCCCUGGUCUUCACGCCCUUUGAGCGGGUACAGAACGUGAUGCAGAACUCCAGCAAUGACUGCAAUCUGCCCACGCUCCGGAGUGUGCUGUCACGGUUUCGCUCUGAGAGCCUGCCAUCCGGGUUCUACAGGGGCCUGAUGCCCACGAUGAUCCGCAACGCUAUUGGCAGCUGCCUCUACUUCGGGCUGAAGAAUCCAGUGCAGAGCAUGCUCUGGCAGCAAGGUCUUUCACCCGGUGCAUCGUCCUUUAUGUCAGGUGUUCUCAACUCCAUGAUCAUCAGUUUGCCCCUGUAUCCACUCUCAGUUCUGGUGGCCAAUAUACAGGCCCAGGUUGUUGGAGGGCCACAUGGGGCAUGGGAGUCUGGGGUGAUGCUGUGGAACUCUCGGCAGCGCAGCGUUGCCCUCUUGUACCGUGGUGGUUCCCUGGUUAUCUUUCGGUCCUGCCUUACCUGGGGCAUUACAACAGCCAUCUAUGACAGCCUAGAAAGGCACACUUUCAAAGCUAACAAUUCCAAGUAAAGUCUGCUCACACCAUGUAUGAUUCUCGUCUCUGUUGCUUCAGGUACGACAAUCUGACAGUCCCUCAAAGUUAUGAGAAGCCUAGUUUUUAAGUUUGUUUUUAAGACUGUUAAUUGAAAAGACAAGACUCGUUUCAGUAUUUUGAAAGUUCAUUUGUUAUAUAUGUUUCUUAUUUUACUUAAUUCCUCAGUCCAUGUCAUUACCACUGCUAGGAGUAUAUGUAAAAACAUGGCAGAGCAGAAAGAAGUAGAGUGUAGUUUCACUGUGAUUUUGAUUGCAAUUUCAAAUGUGCAUUCUGCAUUAUGAAUUCCUUUUAAAUUUCUUUUAAAUUAUCCUUAUUGUGGUGCAAAUGGUGCAAAUGUUUUUUUGCAUAUGUAUUUGCCCUUCAGUACCUUAUGUUUACUAUCAUAUUAUUUUGUUGCCAUGUGUCACUUAGUAUUAUUUUUUUUCUUAAGAAAAAAUGGUUAAUACCGGACCAUCACAAAUCAGAAGUGUCUGGAAAUCUGAAAAAAUUGCCCUGUUUACUGUAAUUCCCUAUAUUAUCACCUGAGGGCAGUGUUAGCGCAAGUUAUGUAUUUAUUUUUAUUUAUUUAAAAAAAAAAAAAAAACUAUUCUCUCGUGUUUUGAUUUUUGAUACUUUUUAAUUUUUAAUUUUCUAUAGAAACUGUGCACUUGAAUUUGUAUGGCACAGGAAUUCUUGUAUUAAAUUGUAUGAAUAUUUGGAAUGUAUAGCGACACACAUCCUGAAUGUGUUAAACUUCUUGCCUUGUUAUAUUUCCUGAAAAAUAAAAUGUUUUUUUCCUGUA
Molecule: messenger RNA, 2292 nt
Organism: Brienomyrus brachyistius
Lineage: Eukaryota; Metazoa; Chordata; Actinopteri; Osteoglossiformes; Mormyridae
Product: solute carrier family 25 member 53-like
Exons: 2
Coding region: 587-1486 (299 amino acids)
Source: RefSeq, a predicted model, not a curated record